Delphinapterus leucas (beluga whale) is the source of this 5219-nucleotide messenger RNA. It is a transcript of the gene SPPL2A, whose product is annotated as signal peptide peptidase like 2A. Gene Ontology annotation, biological process: membrane protein proteolysis. NCBI's taxonomy places the organism in Eukaryota, Metazoa, Chordata, Mammalia, Artiodactyla, Monodontidae. Gene Ontology annotation, molecular function: aspartic endopeptidase activity, intramembrane cleaving. The record is from RefSeq and is a predicted model, not a curated record. Gene Ontology annotation, cellular component: cytoplasmic side of endoplasmic reticulum membrane; Golgi-associated vesicle membrane; lysosomal membrane.
UGCCCGCCCCUGUCCGGCCCAGCCACCGAAGCAGCGCCGCGAGGGGACCCCGAACCCGCCCCGCCUCGCGCCGCGCCGCCGGGCGCUCACCAGGCAGUCUGAUGGGGCUGCAGCAACCGCUGACCCCCGCCGCCGUCGCCCUGCUGUGGGGCUUCCUGCUCCCUCUGACAGCUGCUCAGGAAGCAAUCCUGCACGCAUCUGGAAAUGGCAUGCCUUCACCAUCUAAGGAUUACUGCAUGCUAUAUAACCCUCAUUGGACAGCUCUUCCAAGUACCCUAGAAAAUGCAACUUCCAUUAGUUUGAUGAAUCUGACUACCACACCACUGUGCAACCUUUCUGAUAUUCCUCCUGAUGGAAUAAAGAACAAAGCAGUUGUGGUACAGUGGGGAACCUGCCAUUUUCUUGAAAAAGCCAGAAUUGCACAAACAGGAGGUGCUGAAGCAUUGUUGGUUGCCAAUAACAGUGUCCUCUUUCCUCCCUCAGGGAACAAAUCUGAAUUUCAUGAUGUGAAAAUACUGAUUGCAUUUAUAAACCACAAGGACUUUAAAGAUACGAAGCAGACUCUCGGAGAUAACAUUACUGUGAAAAUGUAUUCUCCAUCGUGGCCUAACUUUGACUAUACUAUGGUGGUUAUUUUUGUAAUUGCUGUGUUCACUGUGGCAUUAGGAGGAUACUGGAGUGGGCUAAUUGAAUUGGAAAGCAUGAAGGCAGUGACAAACACUGAAGAUAGAGAAAUGAGGAAAAAGAAGGAAGAAUAUUUUACUUUUAGUCCUCUAACAGUUGUAAUAUUUGUGGUCAUCUGCUGUGUUAUGAUGGUCUUACUUUAUUUCUUCUACAAAUGGUUGGUUUAUGUUAUGAUAGCAAUUUUCUGCAUAGCAUCAGCAAUGAGUCUGUACAACUGUCUUGCUGCACUAAUUCAGAAGAUACCAUGUGGACAAUGCAUGAUUAUGUGUCGUGGCAAAAGCAUUGAAGUGAGACUUAUUUUUCUCUCUGGACUGUGCAUAGCAAUAGCUGUUGUUUGGGCUGUAUUUCGAAAUGAAGAUAGGUGGGCUUGGAUUUUACAGGAUAUCUUAGGGAUUGCUUUCUGUCUGAAUUUAAUUAAAACACUGAAGUUACCCAACUUCAAGUCAUGUGUGAUACUUCUAAGCCUUCUCCUCCUCUAUGAUGUAUUUUUUGUUUUCAUAACACCAUUCAUCACAAAGAAUGGUGAGAGCAUCAUGAUUGAACUUGCAGCUGGACCUUUUGGAAAUAAUGAAAAGUUACCAGUAGUCAUCAGAGUACCAAAGCUGGCCUAUUUCUCAGUAAUGAGUGUGUGCCUCAUGCCAGUUUCAAUAUUGGGUUUUGGAGACAUUAUUGUACCAGGCCUGUUGAUUGCAUACUGUAGAAGAUUUGAUGUUCAGGCUGGUUCUUCUAUAUACUAUGUUUCCUCCACAGUUGCCUAUGCCGUCGGUAUGAUACUUACAUUUGUUGUUCUGGUGCUGAUGAAAAAGGGGCAACCUGCUCUCCUCUAUUUAGUACCUUGCACACUUAUUACUGCCUCAGUUGUUGCUUGGAGACGUAAGGAAAUGAAAAAGUUCUGGAAAGGUAGCGGCUAUCAGAUGAUGGACCAUCUGGACUAUGCAACAAAUGAAGAAAACCCUGUGACUGCUGGUGAACAGAUUGUCCAAUAAUAAUAUUAUGUGGACUUGCAAUAAUGUGUCAGUUGACUUUCUACAAAUAGAGUUGGCCAUUUUAAAUUGGCUUUUGAAUUGACAAUCUGAAAGAAACUUCAAUGCUGUGCUUGCAAAUAUGUAUUUUUAAGAGCUGGUACUGACGACUACAUGAUAAGUAAUUAAAAUACAUUUGCUUUUAACUACAUUAAAGUUGUGCCUUCACAUUAAAUAAAAGCAUAUGGUCUGUGUAAUUUUUAAGAUGUAAUAUAUACAGUAUAUUUUUCUAAAAAAAAAGUCUUCACCUGUACUUUUCUUACUGAAAUCUCUUUCUUUCAACUCUAAUGAUAGUUAAAAGUAUUUGUCAAAGUGAAUUUCUGAGCAGAUUUUACUGUAAAGAGUUAUGCAAAUUUUAUGCUCUAUAGAAACAACUGUUUAAGACCAUGUAAGAAGGCAGUUCAGCAAUGGAAUUUUAGACCUUUUAUCACUGCAGAGGUUAGAAAUAUAUAAUUUGGGAAUAUAUAUAAAUGUGUAUUUUUAUAGCAUAAGUUUAAAAAAAUCCCAAUCCUUUUUUAAACUUGAGAACCUAAAUUACUUCAGACUACAUAUGUAUUAUAUUAGAAUAUUUUUCCAGAUAUAGAGAAACAUAAUAUAUAGAACUAGUCAUUAAAAGGAAACAAAAACUGAAAUCCACAGUUUUCAGUUCUGCUGUUUCCUUGAAGAUGUAGCUUAAAUUUCUAAUUCCCUACUCCUUUCUCCAUAGGAAACCACUGUUAACUUUUUAAAAUUUGGAUGGAGAGUGGUUUACUAAUAUACAAAGUGUGCUUCAGAGAAAAGAAUUGGAGACAGAAGACAGGAGACUGGGUGUUAGUCUCAAUUUAAUUACAAGAGUUUGAGUAAAUUUUAUUAGCUCAAUAGAACUGUAUCUCAGCUUUCCCAUCUGCAAAAUGAGUAUGUUAGACCAACUAAUCACUUUGGUAUCUUCCAACUUGAAAAAAUCUUUCUCAUUCUUUGCUAAAUCUCAGAUGUGGACUUGAACAUUAUCCUGGGAGUCAUAGGUCACAUUAUCUUUCCAUUUUCUUUUAUUUUCUCUAAGAAAUUCCCAAAUGAAAAGUGAUUGCAAAGACAGCAGGAUUUUGUAUUUCUCUGUGAAUAAUGUACAAGAUACAUGAACAAAUCCAUGAUUUUUCAUCCUAAGGCCAGUUUAACUGAUUAAAAGAUAAAGCUAAUGCCUUUAAAAAUGGAUCAGACCUUUGAUGUUUGAACUAAAUUUAGUAUUUGAGGGAAUUAGAUGCUUUUGAUUAAUUGUUAAGUUGCUGGGUAAUUUAUAGACGUAGAAGCUCCCUUGACAGUCAGCCCUUCUUUCUACUUAAUACACUUAUGGGUCAUUUGGUUUAUGGCAAAUGACAAAUAAGUAUCUGACAAGUAAGAGUUCAUGUUAAUUUUGCCUCUAUAAUAUAAAGUUUUAAUUUUUUCCAAAGAAUUUAAUUUAUUUGGCAGACUCUGAUAGAGAGAACAGAUUAAGUGCCAUGUUAAAGCUCCAACUAUAUUUUCAUUUAUAAUAUCAAUAAAAUGUUUGCCAAAAUACAGCUUUUUUAAGUAAAAUUAUCUGCAUUCUUAUCCCAGCUUUAGAAUAUUCAAAAGCCUCAACCACAUUUUAUGAAGAACGUUAAGAGAAAAUUUUACAUCUAGAAGUCUGGAAUCUUAAUUCUUUGAUGCAAAUUCUACUUUAUCCAACCAUUAGUUAUCAAGAAGGUAUAACCUUGUUCUAGUUUGCUAUUUAAAUCUUACAGAUUAAAUAGAAAUCACAUAAAAAGUGAAAUUUCUUAAGUUUCUCCAUCUUCAAUAUCAACUUUAUAUUGUACUUAGUCCUUCUAGCAGCUGAACUGAAAAUAUUUAUAGAAAUUACAAUAAAGUGCAGAAAUAUUUGGGGAAUCAAAAUAUAAGCAAAAGAUAGCAGAGAUGGAAAUUUGGCUUUAGAAGACUGUAUCAUUUCUUCCUCUCUUGCCCUCCUACCACCAAUAACUUUAAGGGGAAGAGAAGUUUGGUUUUUUCCUAAACAUGUCUUUAAAACAAUAAGAAAUAUUGUAGGAGAUUACUUACUGCAAAAAAAAAAAAGUCUGAGAAAUUCCCUAUGAACAUUUUUGUAGUUUAUCAAACAGAAAUUAUUAAAUACCUCAAAUUGUAAAGUCAAUGAUUUUUACUUCAGUUUAGUUCAGCAAAGAUAAAUAUGAGGUUUGUGGGAAAGGACUUUGAUAUUUUACGAUGUUAUGUUUCCUUCUAGCUUGUAGAUUUUUUUUUUUAGAUUAGCAAUACCUUAUUAGUAGACUCAGCAAUUUAUUUCUCUUUUGAAGGAAGAAAAUUUUAACCCAUCUGCUGUUGGCAUUCAUUGAUGUUAGUUACAUGUUCAUAGAGAUUUUGAUGAAAUGGUACAUUUAGAGUAAAUACAAAUGAGCUUUCCAGUUUUCCUUUGUUUUUUUAAUUUCUGCCUUAGAUAUAAGCAGAAACUAAUUUAUUUAAGUUUGGUCUCUAAAAUGUCAACUUGAUCUCAGCUAAUGAGACUUCACAAACAGGAAUUGCUUUUCAGACUAGUGGAUUGUACUAGUUUGAAAGGCUUCAUAUUUUCCCAUUAACAAGGAAAAAAGUUGUUAUGCAAACAACCCAUUUUACAGUUUAAAAAAUUUAUUUUCAGUGCUCUAUUUACCUCAGAGGUAAUUCUAAAGGAGGUAGGGGAGGGUAAUGAAAAUAAAAUCAAAAUACUGAGUAAAAAUCAGUUUAUGCUUCCUGGAAGAAAGAUACUCUAUAAAUUCAAGAGAUCUGAAUCAAAUGACUUAACCUUUUGGAAUUUGAAAGAAAUUAUGUAGUACUCACAAUUUGGGCUACUGAAUUUUCAGAGUAAACAAAAUGAUUUAUAAGAGUAAUAUACAGGCCAUAUUACAGUGAAAAUCAUAUAUGUAAAUUUUCUUGUUUAAUGUUUCCAUAAGGACGGCUUUUUGUAUCUAAGAAAAUGUUCAUUGGGGAAAAUUUUUUUAACUAAAUUUUUUAGAAUAGUCCUACAUUAUUUGCAAUUCAGGGGCGACUAAAAGAAAAAAAUGUGGAAUAUUUAAUGUCAUUAUUUGUUUCUUUGAUUAGGCAUAAAAAGUAAACAACUUAUUUUGCUUUGGAAUAUGGAUUUUUUUUCAGUAUCUAAAGUUUAUCUGGUUAGCCUUGAGAUUUCCCAAUGAGACAAGUCAAUGUAAAUUAUGUGGGUUUUGCUUGUUUUAUACCUUCUGUUGUCUUUUGAUCAUAUGAGAACCUUUUUUAAAGUACAUGACUGAAUUUUUACUUCUUAGAUGGAGGUUAGAGUGUGAAAUUCUUUUCUUUUAACACUUUGAUAUGUUAGUGUAAAUUAGUACUUUAAUAGCACUACUAGGCUUUAUUUUUUUAUGGAACAUGAUUUAAAAUUUUUUGAAGUGUUAAUCUGGCAGUGCUUUAAAACUCUUCAUUAUGUGCCAAUACUGACAAGAAAAACAGUUUUUUUAAUGUAUUGAAUUCACUAUGGUAUUCAAUAAAUUCUAUUUUAAAAUAAAA